AUGGAACUAUGGCGAGAGCGUGGCUUCGUUCCAGACUCGGAUGAAGAAGACGAUUUCGAGAGUCAGCAAAGCAAUAAAUUGAGUGAAAAGAACGGAAAUACGUCGACGCUUGGCAUACGUGGAGAAGAUGAAAUCGGGAACGAGAGUGCUCAUGGAAACCACAGAGAUCGGGUGCAAGAUGGCCAGGUUAUUUCCCCAGCAUCGGGCAACGAACUUCCUGAACGGCAGCCAACGAAGAGGUUGGGUGAAGAGGCCGGAAAGAUAGUGGAUUCGGAUACACAUAGAGAUGAACUCAUCACGAAGGACCUGAAUCCCGCAGGAGAUCAAGACCAAGAACAAAAGGAAGAGAGCCCUGAAUCUCAUGUCGGCCCUGACGGGUUUGGUAAUGCAUUCUAUGCAGGGGAUGAGCUAGACGAAGACCCGCUCCAAUGUGAUGAUGGCUUGAAUAAGUUUGCCUCAAGAAUUGAACUGCCCAGCACCACCACUGGGAACACUACGCCUUCAUCGGAUGUCAUUCGCCGUUUAUCCUCAAGCACAGACCGGAGUUCCUCGCCUGAUGAGCUACAAUUCGAUGAGCAUUUUCCACCACGCACCCCAGCUACAAAAGACACACAAUCCAACAACCUGAAAGGGGAUGGAGGGGAUGAUAGCGAAGAUUCAUCGUUAUCGCCAGCUCCGUCGAAUCCACAGACUCCGCCGUCUUUUCGAAAUCAAGGCGGAGGGAGAACGUUAAGGGGCCGGAAAUUCAUCAACCUCCACCCCUACCUGGCGGACCAGGUGGAGUACCAGAGAUGGUGUGCAAAUAACAAUAUACGCCCGGUCCGUAUUGCACCUGCAGACCGUGAUUCUAAUCCUCAAGAUGAAUCACAAGGCCAGGAAUAUGUGGAUGAAAAUGGGCCUCCAUCGAGUAGCCCGGCUGCGCCGUUCCGAUUCCCACCCGGAUCUCCGUCUGCUGGAUCCAAACGAAAGAAAUUAACGCAACCUGCACGACCACUUCGAGAAUCCCCCCAGACUGGCAACUCCAGGAAUGGCCCUAUGCAUUGGCGAUCUGCAAAAUCACAGCAGCUUUCUACAAUAGAUGGACAAGACUCUGCCCGUAAGCGCAGAAAAAUAAUGCGCACAUACGGGAACGCGCCGGGAAAUGAGUCCGAGGAGACCAGAAAACACCAGAUACAGGUCGUCGUUGACAAUAGAGCGAUGGAAACUCCACCCCUUGAAACCGAGGGUAUCUUCGAUGUUCCCUUGUCAUCUCCUUCGUUUGGGCGGACAUCGCCGAAUAAUAGGCUUCAGAAACCAGCCAUAUUCCGAUUCCCUCGUGGAUACAGUCUUUCUCCGCCACGAAGUCCGAUUUUACAUAAACCACAAAACCCUCAAAAUUCGGAUGCUAUAUUGGCAGAUGAUUCACUAGACGUUAAUUUUGAGACUCAUCCGAAAAUAAGCGGGAACUCAAACUCACAAUCACAACCACCCCUAUCGACGGAAGAGGUUGAGGUGGAGCAAAUCCACCCACCAGAAGAAACGGAAGACCUAGAAGAAUCAGAAUAUCAUGCGGCUCUUGAAAUCCAGAGGCUUAGGAGGAGGAUCAAAGGGGUGCUUCCCGCCUCGUGGCCACGACUUGACCUCAAGCAGCAACAAGAGAGGGAGAAGGCAGCGGCUGAGAAGGCAAGACUUAGUUACUUACGCAAUCGUCGCCAAAACGGUAAAGGAGUAGCCCGGAGAAUAACCAGAGAUAGGAGCGAUAGCCAUAAUCAAGGAAUGCGGCCGAAAGCUCUCCUCAUCUCUGAUGAGUCAACUUCGGAUGAUGAGCCAACCCACACUGUUCAAAACUCACGGGAGAUUCUGCCAGAAGUGAUAGACACAGAUGACCUAUUUGUAGGGGACGUCGCUGAUGACAUUCCUGAAGAUAACCGUAUUGACUACAUGCUACCGCCAGCACCACGGAAAGGAAAGCGUCGCACUCUAGGAUCCAACAGGCAAAACGGAUCACGCUUUCAGACGUCCUCAAAGUCGAGGAAACGUCCACUGCACCAAGCGAGAAUAACAGAUACCCUGACAAGAUCACGCACUUCAGCUAAGCUGCCGGAAACCCGGCUUCCGCGAUUAGGAGUAUUAGAUGUAGCUGACGUACAAGACCAGCCAAUGCAGAAACAGCCACAAUUCCUCCGCGUCGCAGCACGACAAGCCCGAUCCCGCCGAGACCGUGGUCGGAAAAGCCCAACACGGACAUAUUUAAAACUUGGAACAAGCCGGGACACAGAAGAUGCCAAUAGAUCAUUAGCAGAGUGGCGGGCCGGUUUGCUUCAGCAGAGUAAAAUGACGGGAAGUCAUGCAACAAAGAUUUCACGACAGACACACACAAACUCUGUGGCAUCCCAUAACCACAUCGAGGCCAAUGAAAACAGAGUACAUCAGGUUCGGACCGGUACGGCAUAUCCUAUGCCCCGGAGUGAUGUCGAUGCUAGAAGCACCAAAAGCGACCUGAUCAGGCCUACUUUAGAAUUGCGCCCUACAGCACACCAAGAAGGCGCGAAUCCAUCAAGCCCUCCCCACUCUCGACGCAAGGUUGGCCAGCGCUGGGCAGUACGGAAAGGCGGCUAUGCGAUUUCAUCCCUUCGACGAAAUGCACCCAGACCGGCACAAUUGGACAUCCCUAUGUCGAGUAGCCGUAGUCUGGGUCAUGCAUCAAGCUUUCAACGUUCUCUUUGGGCACUCAAUUCCUUAUACCAAACCACGACUUCACCUCUAGGCCAAAAUACCGGCUUGCCGUUGGCAAGAUUUUUAACCGAAAAUAUGCAUCCACAGAAUAUCCGUCUGGCGACAUCCAAUGAGAAUUCCAACGCCCGUGAUGACGUCGUACCAUCUGCCGAAAACGGUCAGAUACGUCGCCCUCGCCAACGGAGAAAACGUCCUCCCCAACAUGUCAAUGUGGAGGAUAGUGUUGAAAAUCCACGGGCCGUUAGCGUUGAUAACCAUGUGGCAGAGAUCCCUUCCAGUACAUCAAUUGAAGGCAGCGAACGCCCUCCUCUAAAGGGUCUUAAAUCCCCGUCAGCGAUGUACACGAUCAAUUUUGACAUUUCCCCGCUCCCAGUUGGCACCUUUUUCCAUUCAUCUACAUUCAUUGGAAGUGGGGAUCUUUCACGUUCAAUGAAACUCUCAUCCCGUAAUCUAUCCCAUGAUAAUGGUCGUGCUGUGAUACAGUAUGCCGACCGAACCUACCAGUGGGGCCCAUGGAAUGAGACUGUAUCCUCGGAACUUGGUGUUUUGUUAGAUACGGUUUUAGGAGCAGCCAGCAAUUCCGAACCCUCAAGCGAGCGUAUAACACCUGAUUCGUUUUCGAAAAUAAGUCGGUCGUUAGAUAUCUUCCGUUCUAUUAUUACUUAUGUGAAUGACAAAUUAUAUUUUAUGGACUCGGUUGAUAGGUCGAUGUUUGUUGAUAGGUGCAUAGUUCUUCUAUCAAAAGUUUCGGAUAUGUUGCCAUUCUCGAUAACAAACAAUCCCUCUAAUUCCACCACAACUCCACAUCUCUCUUUGAAAUUGGAAGUGUUUACUUACGUAUUUUCUAAUCAAAUACGCCAAAUUGCAUCGAAUGAGCUAGUUCAAUCUAUCAAAUAUUUUGAAAUUGUCAGUAUCAUGACGACGAUUCAAAAUCGGAUAUUGCAAGCCGUUUUAAGCAAAACAGGAUUAGCAGAUAUCAGACAGUUUCUGGACAAUGUCAAAUGGCGAGAGAAGCGAGAACCUGGAAUCAAAGACGAUCAUCCUUUCUUGGAAGCAUUUCUCGUUGUUCAGAAGAUAUUUUAUACGGACCCCAUACUUCGUGAUACGAACCAAGACCUUCUUUCCCAGGCAGUAUUGCCUCCAUCAAGCUCACCCACGCCAGAUGACUCCCAUGAACUGGAGAAAUUAUGGCAUGGAGUAUUUAUGACGCUUCCACUUUAUGAAUUUGACGAGCUCGGAAUUUUCCACCCUGGCCAACGCUUUAAAGACUCCUUUGAUCAGUGGGAGACUAUCAAGCGCUUGAUAGUACCCGUCUUUGAGACUUACUCUCUUCCUUCAAAAAGGUCAUCUUUAGCCUUCAACAACUAUUGUCGAGCGCUAUUCCACCGCUGUUUUUAUUUGAUUGAUAGUUGGGGCUGGCGGCACAGCAAAGUUAUUUUGGACACGCUCUUCGAUUUUUUUGCAAAAAACUGGCUUUACAAUCUUAACCAAGAGCAAUCCCUCGGCUCACCAAGGUUUCUAGACGAACUUGAUCGCCAACCAAGACUGGAGAUGGAGCCUAAAGAUAGCUGUUUUCAUAUUCUGCUGAAGACUAUUGCCCUCGGCCUCAAGAAAAUGGCGGAUCUGUACGAUAAGAAAAAGAUCCGAAAUUUUGCCUGGCGCUUGUUGCCAAACCACGGCCGGGAGUAUCCAAAAGACCAACCUCUUCGCUUGGAGGAGCUUGAAGCCCUAAGAAAUCACCACGAUCUCCUUUGUACGCUCUACUGGGCUACCCCUGACACCUGUCGACCGCGAGUUGAAACUAUCCGUAACCUUGUACACCCCGCCACAGCUCAUAAGGAGGUCUGCAGCAUCAACAUUCGUUCCUGGCUGAGACUGGUUAAAUUCAAAUUAUCUACGGACGAAGAUAUCGAAGGAUUAAUACCCUUUGCCGAUUGGCAUGCUUCCUUCGUUGCUGACAUGUUGCAACAGCACUCCCAUGCUCGGACUGAUAUAGAAGCGCAAGUGGCUUCAAAUUCACUCUUUUCUCGCCAAACUGUUGAAAAGGCUGUUAUUGAGUAUCAAAAACCGAUAGAAUGUCUCUUGAGCGAUGCCCUGGUCAACUUGAAAAUUGCAAUUGAUGCUACAACAACUGCCGACCAAUCCAAGAUCCUCCUGGAGAAACUCCCUUUCUCCAAACUACUGGAGCUUUUCAACCCUAGGAUAACGCGCUUCCAUUCGCUCAUUUGUAAAGCGCUAGAUGUUGUGGUUGCUUACGCAAGUACUACCAUUAAAUCACGGAGAUUGGCAGGACCUGCUGAGACAUGUGAUGAUAGCCAAGAAUUUGAGGGUUGGGCGGUAUUGGCAGAGUUGUAUGAACAAGAAGAGACAGCAGCCGAGGCAAACCCACCCGUUGAGUACCUAAACAACAUCAUUCGCCCUUCGUUAUCUCGAUUUCUUUCUACCUGUUAUGGAGAAGACCACGCUCCCGACGACAUUGUGCUUCUUAAAGUCGUCGAUUCCUGGUCGUCGAUCGCUUACACUCUUGUGAAUAACGGGUUACGAGAAUGGAGCAGCUAUGUCAAUCCAUAUGGUGAAGACUCAUGGGCCUCAUUAAGAGCCACACAUCAAACGCGAAAAUUUUUGCCCUAUUUUCUUGCAAGCUUGAUCGAAAAGGACGCAGCAUUCUAUACAGAAUGCCAGUACCAGAUAUUGAACCACUGGAUCGAAUGCAUUGUCGAGAGGGGUUCGAUGCUCAAGUAUCAACACUCUUUGACCAAUGCCAUCAUGAACACCGAUGCCUCAAGUGCACUACUGAAGAAUCUCCCGUUCUCGAAAAGUUCAUUAAAGUGUCGGUACGAGAUUACUCUACAGGAAUUUUCCCAGAGGAGAUUGUCGCUUAUCUCAUGCAUUCUUUCCAACAUGCGGGAACAUCUAUCUGAUGCUGAAGAUGUCAGUGCCCAUGCUGUGCAAAAUACUAGGAGUCACUACCGCGGACUCAUUGAAACCCUAAUGAACACGAUGAAAUUGAAUUAUAAUGAAUUGGGCAAUGUCGAUUCCUCGGUACAUUCCUCAUAUGUGAAUUUUGUACAUGGCGUCGUUGCAUUUCUCCAGCAACACUCACAAAAAAUAUGUCUACUUGAUCCUUUUUUCACAAAUCCGAGCACGUUUCCUCUUCCUGUGAAUGAUCCUAACUACAUUGUCGGCAAGUUGAAAAGUUAUGCAGUUCGGCUCACAUCCAGCAAGGUUGCCAACGAACUCUUUACUUUUCUUCAGCAUGUAUCGGAGCGAGCGGCUGUUGACGGCCAACAGACUUACCUAGUUGAUCAGCUCUACUCAGUCAUGGCCGAAACUUAUGAAACAAAUGAACGCCACCAAUCCACCAUCCGUCUGUUCAUGCUCCAUUGCGUUCUCCCGGCUUAUCUGGAAAUAUGUCUUAUUGCUCCUGGGGCAUGGAUCCUGGUGCGGCCCCUGUUGCAGUCGCUAACGCGGAUAUUAAUGGGCUCGAUUUUAUUCAUCAACACAUGUGACACCAACAACGUCUCCACAUUUGUGGGGGCCAUGGUUUGCUACUUUGAAGCAGUGGACAGUGCUCUUCGUCUUUUAGUAGACCACCCCGGCCUACUCGACGAACCGCAUAUCAUCCUUACCGUCAUUUCCCUACUCGAAACAAUCAUCACAUCACUUCCUGCGAUCGACUAUCUUUAUCGAAUUUCGGACCAAGCUACCACGCUUGUCGCAUAUGUGGAUAUCUUCAAACAGUUUAUGCUUUUCGCAACGUCCACUCUCUUGAAUCCCGCUGACGCUGUCGCCCCACAGACCCUUGACAUGGUUCUCAUCGAGGACACUCAAAAAAUUAACGAUUAUCCCUCGCCACCGCCGUUCUUUUCAGAUGCUCGCGACUUUGCAACUCGUGGUCUGCAGUCCCGGUUCCAGGACGGCUGGACUUUUCAUAAUGGGAAAUAUUUCGUUCGCCCCGAGCAUACCCAUCAGGUAAAGGAGAUUUUCGUCAAUGAUCCCGCAUACACCUCAAUAGAUAUUGCAAAAGAGGCGUUUAUAAAAACUGUUGAAAUAUAUUUUGGGACUAUGGAAAGAUUGGUGACGUUUUCUUCAUGA
Molecule: messenger RNA, 6810 nt
Organism: Histoplasma capsulatum G186AR
Lineage: Eukaryota; Fungi; Ascomycota; Eurotiomycetes; Onygenales; Ajellomycetaceae
Exons: 1
Coding region: 1-6810 (2269 amino acids)
Biological process (GO): double-strand break repair via homologous recombination; replication fork processing
Cellular component (GO): Cul8-RING ubiquitin ligase complex; nucleus
Source: RefSeq, a predicted model, not a curated record